This is a messenger RNA of Pseudomyrmex gracilis, 5036 nucleotides long. RefSeq names its product neither inactivation nor afterpotential protein C (gene ninaC). NCBI's taxonomy places the organism in Eukaryota, Metazoa, Arthropoda, Insecta, Hymenoptera, Formicidae. Gene Ontology annotation, biological process: protein phosphorylation. The record is from RefSeq and is a predicted model, not a curated record. The coding region runs from base 296 to 5011 and encodes 1571 amino acids. Gene Ontology annotation, cellular component: myosin complex. The transcript has 25 exons. Gene Ontology annotation, molecular function: cytoskeletal motor activity; protein tyrosine kinase activity; ATP binding.
CGCGUCGUGAUACACUUAGGCCGUACUGGCACUGUAAGGGUGGACGCCGCGGGGUCUGCACGAUCUACCAGACGCGUUUUAAUUAAGAGUUUCUUUUCAUCGUCUCCACGGCUUACGGUCAGAAGACAGCGUGAAGAAAGUCGAGAAAUAACAAAGCUGAGAAAUGGCGAUAGUGUGACGACGGAGAAUAACACGCGCGAGAGUGCAAUCGGUACUUGAAAAGAAAACAAAUGUGUCAAGAUUGAGUUUACCGGACUAUUUAUAACAUAGGCUGUAAACAUUGCCUACUUACAAGAUGAAUGAGUUUGGUAGACAAAAAGCAAGCAAUAAUUGGCGUGGUAGUAGUCAAAAUUUAGAAGAAAUGGAGAAUCAAGGCAGAAAUUGGGACGCAGGACAUGGAACUCUACAGCGAUUGGACAGCAUUCAGGAUCCAGGAAAGAGAUAUAUGUUAAAGAAUCGCGUUGGUUUUGGCGUAUGCGGUGAUGUUUACGAGGCGAUUGAUCAGCAAGCUGGAAAUAAAAAGGUUGCCGUUAAAAUCCAAAAGCUUACACCGGAAACGCAGUGUCUGAUCGUUGAAGAAUAUCGUAUCCUUCGUGAUUUUGCCGGUCAUCCAAAUCUUCCGGAUUUUUAUGGAAUAUAUCGCAGACGAUCCGCAAAGAAAUCCGAAUAUGACGAAAUUUGGUUCGUUAUAGAGUUUUGUGAAGAUGGAACAGUCAUGGAUUUUGUCCGUGGAAUGAUCGCAAAUGGUAGAAGAAUGCGAGAGGAACAUAUUGGCUUUAUCUUAAGGGAAGUAAUUAAGGCCUUGAUUCAUUUGCACGAGCACAACGUAAUUCACAGAGACAUCCGUGGCAGCAAUAUCGUCUUGACAAAAGAGGGUGAAGUAAAGUUGAUAGACUUUGGACUUUCCAAGACGAUGAAAAGCGAGCUUGAGAAACCGCAUACUUGCAUUGGCUCGCCUUGUUGGAUGGCGCCGGAAGUUGUCGCCGGAACCAACAGUGGAUACGACAGUCGGAUUGACGUAUGGGCGAUCGGAAUCACUGCGAUAGAAUUGGCCGACGGCAAAGCGCCGUUUGAGGGCAUGCACCCGACGCGCGCACUCUUUCAGAUCGUCCGGAAUCCACCGCCAACUCUUUACCGGCCCGCCAACUGGUCGGCAAAUCUCAAUGAUUUCAUCACUGAGUGUCUCGUGAAGAAUCCAGAGAACAGACCGUAUAUGAUGGAGAUCGUCGAGCAUCCUUUUUUGUCAGAGUUACCCGAAAACGAUUAUAUAUUGACUCAAGAAAUCAAAGCUCUGGCGAUGGAUGUUUCCGAAAAGGGCAAGGAAAAAAGAAAACCAGAAUCGAUAGUUCGUAAAGGCUUUUUGAAGAUUACUCAGAACGAACCAUCGGAACAAAUGCUUACAGAGGAUUUGGCGGCCUUAGAUGUACUAUCCGAGGACGAGAUCUUGGAUCAACUUCGUGAAAGACUACAACGGGGUGACUAUCAUACAUUUGUCGGUGAUGUUCUGCUGAUACUUAAUCCAAAUGAGGAGCACGAUAUUUAUGGCGCUUAUCAUCACAAUAAAUAUCAAUGCAAAUCGCGAUCGGAUAAUGCCCCUCACAUCUAUUCCGUAGCGGACAGCGCGUAUCAGGAUGUUAUGCACAACGAAGAACCGCAGCACAUCUUGCUAGCUGGUGAGAGCAACUCCGGGAAAACAACAAACAUGCUACAUUUAGUGGAACAUCUUACGUUUCUUGGAAGAGGUCAGCACGAUACUGGAACGAGAGUGCUACGAGCGAUACAAAUUAUUCACGCAUUUACCAACGCAGGAACGCCACUAAAUACUAAUUCGACUAGAUGUAUAUUUCAAGUACAAACGACUUACGGCUCAACUGGCAAAGCAUCGGGUGCGAUAUUCUGGCUGUAUCAAUUAGAAAAAUGGCGUGUUUCAACUCGCGAUAGAAAUCAGUCAAACUUCCACGUCUUUUAUUACUUGUAUGACGGUUUCGAGACAUCGGGAAAAUUAAAGGAGUAUUCUCUUCCAAGUGGAAGAAAGCUUCGUUAUCUCAGAAUAACUGACAAAGGUGUUGAAAAGAAACGAGCGUUCAAAAUGAGGAAUAAUCCUCAUAAUAACGCAGCUAAGUUCAAGGAACUUACGGAACAUCUUAAGUUUCUAGAUAUGGAGGAACAUUGCGAGAUUAUUUGGAGAAUUCUAGCAGCUAUUCUAAUGAUUGGAGAGAUUCGAUUUGUCGAAGGCAAUAAUGGAGAAGCUGAAUUGGACAGUAACGAAGCCGCUAACAGAGUGGCAGAACUUCUUGGUCUAGAUUCGAAAAAAUUUAUCUGGGCUCUUAUUAAUUAUUGCUUGAUUGUGAAAGGAUCGGCAGUGCGCAGAAAGCACACUUGCGAAGAAGCGGAAGAAGCGCGGGACGUCUUGGCAAAUACUAUUUAUCAGCGUUUGGUGGAUUGGAUAAUUAACAAUAUUAAUCAUAAGCUCUCACUAUCUCGUAGUCUUUUUGGCGAUAAAUAUUCUAUCAGCAUUCUCGAUCAUUUUGGAUUCGAGUGUUUUUCAAUAAAUCGAUUUGAACAGUUGUUAGUAAAUACAAUGAACGAGCAAAUGCAAUAUUAUUAUAAUCAAAGAGUAUUCGCCUGGGAAAUGCAAGAACAAGAAGAGGAAGAUAUACCUUCGCGACGGUUACGGUUUUACGAUAACAAGGAAGCGAUCGAUCAACUAAUGAAUAAAGAGAAUGGGCUUUUUCGUAUCAUCGACGACGCCUCGCGACAAUUACAGGACGCUCAAUAUAUUCUCGAAAGAAUCAAAGAGCGUAAACGUAACAUUUACGUGAAACCAGUGAGUUCGCACGAGUUCGCAAUCGCACAUUACACUGGCAAGGUAAUAUAUGACGCUAGCGAAAUAGCCACGAAAAAUCGAGACUUUGUGCCACCGGAAAUGAUCGGCACGAUGAGACUCUCGUCGCACGAUGCAAUAAAAGAAAUGUUUGCUAACAAACUAACUAAAUCGGGAAAUCUGACCAUUCAAAUCAUUGAAAAUUGUGUAACAACCGAAAAACCAUCGAAAAAGAAGUGGAAUGUUCUUAUGCAGGAAUCUUCCAAGCCUCGAAAGUACAAUACAGCGUCUAGAGGACAAUAUUCGCAAACGCGCAAGAUGCGAACUUGCUCUUUGACAUUCAGAGCAACGAGUCUCGAAAUAAUGAAAAAUCUCGCGAUAGGCGCGGGAAGCAGCGGUAUGCACUUUAUCAGAUGCAUACGAUCCGAUCUCGGCGAUAUUCCUCACGGCUUUUAUCGCGAAGUCGUUAGACAACAAAUAAGAGCAUUAGCAGUGCUUGACACAGCAAAAGCCAGACAACGCGGUUAUCCGUACAGAAUACCUUUCCAGGAAUUUCUACGAAGAUACAAGUUUUUAGCUUUCGACUUUGACGAGACAGUCGAGAUAACGAAGGAUAACUGCAGACUACUUUUGAUCAGAUUAAAGAUGGAAGGCUGGAUUAUUGGCAAGACUAAGGUUUUCCUCAAGUAUUACAAUGAAGAAUAUCUGUCACGUUUGUAUGAGACACAAGUGAGAAAAAUUGUAAAAGUACAGUGUAUGAUGCGUUCUUUCUUAGCGCGCAAAAAUAUUGCCUCAAAAAUCCACAACGUAAAAAAAGAGAUUGUGAAGAGAGCGUCAAUCAAAAAGGAAGGCUCGGUUACGGCAGAUGAAGCGGCAGUAAUGAUACAAAAAGCAUACAGAGGACACAUGGUGAGGAAAGAAAUGGGUCCUUUAAUCAAAGGAGAAAUGGAUCAAGAGACAAAGGAUUUCAUCAAAUUUUAUUAUACCAAAUGGAGAUCGAAGAGCAUUUUUCAAGUCCUUCUACGGUACCGUGCAGCCCGUUAUCAAGACCUCGUGCAAUUAUCGCAACAAGUUCAUCUAUACAAUCAAUCAAUAGUAAUAACUUUGAAGACAAUGAAUGAAUCUGUAUCUCUGAAUAAAGUUGAUCCAAACGUUAAAGCGGAUACCUAUAUGAAUAAUUUAAAACCGCUUCAAGUCCACAAACUACCUUUUAAUAUACAACAAGAAUUCCCGUACUUCGAUACGAGCUACAUGAACGAUCCUUCAAACAUAAAAAUUAAUCGCACAGGAUCUGCAUCAUCCAUGAUAAGCGACGACGAACGUGAAUCAUGGGAUGCGCCAUUACGAAGACAAACCGUACCCUGGGCCAACACCAAUACGCAUACUAGAGAUGUUGAAGUUCAAACGACAAACUCGCCGCAUCGCGUGCCCCAUCAUCGUGCGUCAGUCGGUGGAGAACAAAGCUUAAUCAACACUCCAUAUACCAGAGAUCCUAAUGUUCCAAUUCAAUGUCCACCGGAAGAGCAAUCUCGUCGCAACAGUAACAUUUCUGGCCAUCAACCUUCGAAUAAACGUUCUGUUCCAUCUACCGAGUCUCAUAUUUCUUAUUCUAACAAAAUCAAUAAUGCUGGAUCAGUACGCCUCAGGAAAAAAAUUCCACCUCCACCAAUACCAUGCAAUCAAACACAAUCGUCAGCAAUGAGCAAUUUUAACAACUAUGAAUUAAACUUUCGAUACAGAAACAACAUAGAUGAAAACACAGAGUGGAAUCUUGAAGAUAAAAGUAAUCGCAACAACAAUAAUCGCAUAAAUCCCAUCAAAGAAUUGGAAAUGAUUGGACGCAGAAACAAUAAUGACGAAGAUGAUGAUGCACCUCCGUUUAACUUUCAAGCGAUGCUUCGGAAAACGCCUCAUCAACGGGCCUCAAUGAAACGUAAUCCUGUAUAUGAGAGCGUCACGUCGUCAUCAAUCCAUCAGUCUUAUCGCGAUAAUCAAGACUUGUACGAAGCGAAUGUUGUCUAUAAGAGCGGCAGUAGACAUAAAGAUUCACCAGAGUGGAGUCCAAAUGAAAUAAUACGCAUGUCAGAAAAGUACGCAAGAGAAGAUGAGAGAUACGUUAACAAUGAUAAUAUUACCGCAGAGAUCGCACCGGGGAUUGUUAUUAAAGGUCACGUGGCCGAAUUAUAAGAAUCAUCGACCAGAGAUUCAAUUG